Molecule: messenger RNA, 1898 nt
Organism: Manis pentadactyla (Chinese pangolin)
Lineage: Eukaryota; Metazoa; Chordata; Mammalia; Pholidota; Manidae
Product: cyclin-G-associated kinase-like
Exons: 2
Coding region: 397-1002 (201 amino acids)
Source: RefSeq, a predicted model, not a curated record
GCUUUAGCUAGCAGCAAGGCAUUCACUGUGGAUUUUAGAGGUCCCCUCCGACCCCCAAAGAUCUCACUGGACAGAGGCGAGUCCCCUUAAGGGGAGGGGCACCCUCACUCCAUCACCUCAGACCUGAACAGCUGCGACCACAACCAACCUAGCACUACCGUGGGAAGGAUAGACAGACAGACAGGUUAGAGGCAUCCCCUCCCCUUGCCCCCGUGCCUCCCUUUCAGUGAUUUAAAUGCCCACUGGUUCAAUCCACACCGUCAAGUUCGUAUUAAAUUUAAAACAGGCUUUUUUGUGCCGGCCGCCACAGGCAGGGAGCCCGCUCCCUGGCUCUUCAGCACCCGCCCGCGGAGAAGGCCGUGCUCCAUUUGCUUUCAUUUUCCUUCUCCCCCUGAAAUGGGCUCAUUUCACCUCUCCGCUGCCCUCUCCCCUCCCCCCUCCCCGGUGCCCCUCUACUUUCCCCCUUUCUCUCUCCUGAUUCCUCUUUGUUGGGAAAAACACACCCACACACAACUCCUCCUAGCUCAGGCCUGUGCUGGAAGCAGAAACCGAAUUCUCCUGGCUUUCCGCGAGGAGACCGGCGUACUGCACCCGCCCCAGGCUCAGCAUCCGGUUGCCUACUUGCCGCUGGCCUCCGCCCAAGAGCCCACUCCGCUCCCGUCUGCGGCCAAAGUCCACACGCAAUCCACCUUGUCCGUGCUCCCGCUCCCGGCUCGGAUACCCCUCCUUGCCAAGGCGCCCGCCAAACCGCACUCGGGCUGCGGCCCUGCCCCGGACUGCAAACCUUCCCUGCACGGGACCCACACAAAGCCCAGUGACCUGACUCUCCCACCCUCAGCCCCUAGUCCCCAGCCGCCGCCGCCCUUCACCUGUUCCCGAGAAAGGCUCCAUCUCCAAGCCGAGGCAAGGCUGUGGGCCCCGGCGGAGGGUGCAAGGGAGCUGAGGUCCCAGGCAAGCCACAGAGGAUCCACGGAUCCAAGCCAGAGACCCCGCAGCCAGUGAGAUAUCUCAGACACUAAGCCUCUCCUUGGCGAGCUUUCCUUCUCCUCCUUCUCCCGCAAGUCUUAAACACUCUCACACCGAGAGUUCAGCUCUAUAAAUCCUGCUCCUCUUUCCCAUAUCAUAAUUAAAAAAAACCAGUAGGGGAGGUUUUAACUUUUAUUGCGAUUUCUGGAGUUGGGCUGCGGAACAUAUAUUAAGUUUACGCUUAUGCGCUCUCGGCGGGGAGGGUCCUUUAAGAAAUAAAAAUCCAUCUUAAUAUCCACAGACGAGAGAGAUAAUUUUUUCCCUCCUCUUCAUGCUGUUUCUUCUGAAGACUCCCUUCCAGCGAAGCGAAUAAAUAACCACCAUCUCCUUAACCAUGAUCCACGGCCCCAGGGCCUGGCGGGGGUAGACUCUGGCCAUCAGACUGGCCCUCACCUUGGCCCUAUGAGAACUCACCCCAUUUCCCAGGGUUUGGGGAGGCAGACACCCAGACCCAUGGCUCUGUAGCCAUCGCCCCAUAAGCCCACCAGCUCUGAAACAGAAACGGGGACAGAGAGGCCCAAAGCGCAGAAGUCAUUCAUUGGUGAAUUUCGGCCCAUAAGGGACACUGUCUCCAAGUCAGGCACUCCUAAGCACCCGCCCCUGCCUGGGACUCCCUUCACUCUAACUGGUCCCACGCUUCUGACAGCCUGAGACUGCUAGGGGCUCCCAAACCAGGGGAGCCCCUGCCUGCCUUUCACCAGCCGGCCUUCCUGUCUGAAAACCUCCCUAUUUCCCUGGAAGCCAUAGAGAGAUUUGAGCACUUCCCUCCAAGGAAAGAGAGGAAAGAGAUUUUUUUUCUCCUACAAAGGGCUGGGGGACAGACAGAAAAACAGACUGACAAAUUCAGCUGGGGAGAAGGGCUCUAUUCCCAU